This is a messenger RNA of Carassius auratus (goldfish), 2348 nucleotides long. RefSeq names its product immunoglobulin superfamily member 21-like. The record is from RefSeq and is a predicted model, not a curated record. Gene Ontology annotation, biological process: homophilic cell-cell adhesion. Gene Ontology annotation, cellular component: presynaptic membrane. The coding region runs from base 1092 to 2189 and encodes 365 amino acids. The transcript has 6 exons. NCBI's taxonomy places the organism in Eukaryota, Metazoa, Chordata, Actinopteri, Cypriniformes, Cyprinidae.
UGGAAGAAAGCAAGUCAUACGUGUUUGGAAUAGCAUAAAGGUGAAUAAAUGACACAGUUUUAAUUUUUGGGUGAACUAACCUUCUAAUCCUUUGCUGAUAUCACAUGCCUUUUGUCAUCCUUUCAACAUGCUAAAAGCGUUAGACAGCUCCAAACUAAGCAGAAGCAACAUCCAAUUGUCUCAGCAGGGUGUGAAAGCGAAUUUGCAGGAAGUGUUUUAUGUGAUAAUGCGGCGGCCUGAAUAGUCAAUGCCCACCUACAUUGAUGCGUUGACAGAGGAUCAUAAAUCGCUCAGUGCUAGUAAAAAAUGCUGAUGUGAUAAACCCCUACGCCCCUUUUCAUCCCUGAACAGCUGAUAAAGUCAGCUCAUUCCAGCUUACAGGUAGGCUUAAAUAAAGGCCAUUCAAAAGGAGAACCGGGAAGGGCUUUGUUUUCAAGCCUUCCAGCGUCAUAUCCUUUCUACAUUAAGUACCAGGAAGUCCGUCUUUAUCUUCCCCACAGGCGGUCAAGAUAUACGCUUCUGCUUUUCCAGUGCCAUGACGCGCUCGCAUUGCUCCCCAGUGGAGCUUGGCAGGAGUUGGUUGAUAUAAUAUGCAAAAAACGUCCCACAUCGUCUUAAACAACUUGGAUUUCGCACAUCCAGCCUUUAUGACUGGUGCUUUUUAUGUUUCAGAUAGCUGCUGGAAUGCCGAGAACUAUAACAGCACCCCCAGGACCGCACAUUUGCAGUUCUGCAUCGUAGGUGGUUGUAUCUCAUUUCGCUGUGAGGGGUCAGAGUCUUUGCAGACCAAGAAAUCCAGUGCUGAAAUUCCCUGUGGCCCUACCACGAUCCUAUCAUCUUCCAGACUUUUGCUUCCUUCCUCUCUGUAUAAUGCUACUUCUUUACUCUGAUCUGGCCUAUAUGAGAAGUCGAGCUCUCAUUGGCAGAAUAAAGCUACGCUGACAUGCUCCAAUACCCCCAGCCAUGCACCACUACGUCUCCACUUGAAAGUGCAUUGGAUAUACACAAGAUUUAAGAAUCUGUUUCAAAGACCAAAGAGUGUUAAAGCUGGUAUGGAGAUUCAGCAUUCAGACGCUUAAUAGGGAAUAACUAUGCAUUAUGGAGAAAAUGCAGCUUUGAAAUGCUUGAAUGAUGAAUAUGGUAGAAGUGUCCCAGAAUGUCUAAUGGAUGUCCUUUUCUAUUCCACAGCUCCACCCAACAACAUCUCAGUCGUGGCAGAGAACACGCCGGCACCUUUCAGCCGCUACCAGGCCCAGAAUCUUACUCUGGUCUGCACUGCCAAAGGAGGCAAACCAGCUCCAUCGGUAUAUUUCAAACGGGAUGGAGAGUUGAUAGAGGUGAUCUCCUAUGUUUCACCCACUGUUGGUUACGAGGGUGGUGGCUCAGCUGGCGUGCGUGGAGCCAGACCUCUGAUCAGCAGAGAUCUGGAUGACACUAAGCUGAGGAAGUCUCUAUCUCUGCUGGGUCCGGAGGGCAGGCCCGGACGCCUCUACACAGAGAGCCCUGGGAGGAGCUACAUGGCCAAACAGCCCGGUCAAGAGCCCAGCCCGGCCACAGAGACCAUCCCAGAGACAGUAGUCAGCCGAGAGUUCCCACGGUGGGUUCAGAGCACAGAACCCCUGUAUUUCUUCAGCAACAUGCAAAUCCCCCAGAGCGAUGGGUCUGUGCUGGUCCAGGCCAAGCUCACCUGGACUCUGAAUCCACAGCUGGAUAAUGACGCCCUGUUUAGCUGCGAGGUCUCCCACCCGGCUCUCUCCAUGCCUAUGCAGACUGAGGUCACACUGGCGGCUCCUAAAGGCCCCAAGCUUUCAAUAACACCUGCCAGGGCAAAGGUAGGGGAUACGGUUCGCAUCACCGUCCAAGGUUUCCAGGUAGGAUCUCCGUUGAAUGAGGUGUUUCCUGAGCCUCUGUUCACCUGGACGCGGGUAGGCAGCAGAUUGCUCGACGACAGUGCUGAGAGAGAUGGGAAGGAACUGGUGUUAGAGCGAGUGCCUGCAGAACUCAAUGGCUCCAUGUACCGCUGCACGGCCCAGAAUCCACUGGGCUCUACUGACACACACAUACGCCUCAUUGUUUUCGAAAACCCGAUGAAAAACACACAGAAUCCGAACAAUGGAGCUCCUGGUUUGCACAAGCUUGGACUGAUAUUCCUGCCACUUAUUCUCACAGUGACUGUUGAACUGACGUGAAUAUCCUCGAUUCAGCUGCACACAAAUACGCCUCCUCUAGAGUCAGGCCCACACACACUCACACACUCACUCACACCUACCUUGCUUUCAUCUGUGGGAGAACCUGAACCCCCGGCAGGGAGCGCACCACCCUUUUUGUGAAACACACACACACACAAA